This is a messenger RNA of Bufo bufo (common toad), 2623 nucleotides long. It is a transcript of the gene EFEMP1, whose product is annotated as EGF containing fibulin extracellular matrix protein 1. The transcript is spliced from 11 exons. Gene Ontology annotation, molecular function: calcium ion binding. The record is from RefSeq and is a predicted model, not a curated record. The coding region runs from base 190 to 1572 and encodes 460 amino acids. NCBI's taxonomy places the organism in Eukaryota, Metazoa, Chordata, Amphibia, Anura, Bufonidae.
CCUCCUUUCAACACUGUAUCCACAUGCCUGGAGCAGCAGAGCAUUGAUGUGCUCCCUUGCUUCUCAACUCCCUGAGAUUGACUAAAUAGUUGCAUGCUUUAAUCUCAUUCCUGCUUUCAUCCUCUCACCUGCAAAGGGAACCUUGCUUUAUGAUUUCCAACCGGAUCAAACACUGACCUGUUUUAAAACAUGUUGGGCAUUCUGUUUUUUGCAACAUUGAUACCAUCAAUAUCAACACAAGAGGCUGAUGAGACCAUAACAUAUACGCAAUGCACUGAUGGUUAUGAGUGGGACCCGAUAAGGCAGCAAUGUAAAGAUAUUGAUGAGUGUGGGAUAAUGCAAGAGCCUUGCAAGGGAGGAAUGAAAUGUGUUAACCAUUAUGGAGGAUACCUUUGCCUACCAAGAACUGCACAGAUUUUGUUAAAUAAUGGCCAAGAAGACACGGUCAUCACAGAGACUUCUGGAUCUCAACAAAGCACUGGUCAAAAUGUGCCUGUAGAAAGACCCAGUAUCCCUCAAGAUCCAGCUCACAAUUUGCCCAGCACAGUUCAGUUAAUGCAGUGUGCGUCUGGCUAUGAACUAAAUGCACAAAACAUGUGUCAAGACAUAGAUGAAUGUCUAACUGGAGCCCACAACUGCAGAUCAGAUCAAGUGUGCACUAAUAUCAGAGGAUCAUUCACUUGCCUGUGCCCCAGAGGAUACCAAAAACGAGGAGAGCAAUGUAUUGAUAUCGAUGAAUGUUCAAUGUCUUCAUUUUGUCACCAUCACUGUGUGAACACACUUGGUUCAUAUUAUUGCCAGUGUAACCCAGGCUUUCAGCUGGCUCCUAAUAAUUACAGCUGUGUAGAUGUUGAUGAAUGUAGCACCAGUAGUCCCUGCGCACAGGAAUGCUAUAAUAUGAUUGGCUCAUACAUCUGUCAAUGUAAUCCAGGCUAUGAACUGAGCAGAGACAGAGUCAAUUGUGAAGAUAUCGAUGAAUGCAGAACAUCUACCUACUUGUGCCAAUAUCAAUGUGUUAAUGAGCCUGGAAGAUUCUCCUGUGUAUGCCCAGAAGGAUAUCAACUUGUUGGAACUCGAUCAUGUCAAGACAUAAAUGAAUGUGAAAGCAACACACAUGAUUGUGGGGAAGAUGCCAUGUGUUGGAAUUAUUAUGGCGGAUUCCGAUGUUACCCAGCAAACCCCUGUCAAGACCCUUAUGUUCGCAUGUCAGAUAACCGCUGUGUCUGUCAUGCUACAAAUCCUCUUUGUCGAGAUCAACCAUACAGUAUUGUCUAUAAAUACAUGAGCAUCAGAUCCAACCGAGCCGUACCUUCUGACAUCUUCCAAGUUCAGGCUACAUUAAUUUAUUCUAAUACAAUCAACACUUUCAGGAUUAAAUCUGGAAAUGAAAAUGGAGACUUCUUCUUACGGCAUACCAGUGGAGUAAGUGCAAUGCUUGUCCUGAUCAGGCCACUAACUGGACCAAGAGAAUACAUUGUUGACCUGGAAAUGGUGACUGUAAACAGUUUGAUGAACUAUCGGUCAAGCUCAAUUUUACGACUUACUAUAGUAGUUGGCCCAUACCCAUUCUAGUGACUUCACAAUGACACUGGGAGCAAAAACAUAUUCCACAUUACCUUUUAUUUAUAGAAGUGUCUUCUUUUAAUCACGUUGUACACAUAGACCACUCACAUUUUUUGGUAAUUACAUUUCAAAUGCAGUGUUCUUUUUUGUCAAAUUGUAGUCAUGGUAUACAGUGGUGGAGCAAGCCAUUUUAUGGUCUGAACCAAAUGGCCUUAUAUCUUACUGGUAUCACCAACUUCAGGUGAAUCAAAGAAGACCUGUGAGCUCUCCUGACAUGUGACAUGUCUGUUUUAUUAAGGGGGUUGUCCUAAGACAGAUAGUCUACAUUUUUCAAACCAGCACCAGAUAUGAAUACUUUUAUAAUCAUGUGUCAUUAGAAAUUUUGUAUAGCCAGCGAGUUAAUCAAUUCAAAAUGUAGAUGUAAGGCUCCACCUGCUGUUUGUUCUUUUAAUCUUUUUCUCUGUCGACCUCAGUAAUAACUGAGAUGGUCGCACAUGCUCACUUCAUCCUUCAGCUGUCAUCAGCUGCAUCUAAUGUCGGAAACUGUGAAAGUUACAAGGAGACAGCUGCAGCAGAACUGACACACCCCCUGAAAAAGGUCACACACUCCUGCGCUGCCAGCCUAAAAUUAAUCUAACAGAGCAAUUGGAGCAAUAAAUUGGAGAUCGUCCAUGUGAGUUACAUGGCUGGUUCUAGCUUUGUUAGAAAGAGACUGUCAUGUCAUAUACUGUAUGAUGUCUGUUCUUAUUUAGCAUUAAUUAUGGGAUAACUCCUUUAAAUAUCUGGAAUAUAUUUCCUAUUCCAUGACAAAACUGAGGCAUCUUGUCUUAGAAAUCUAUAUAUUGUGCCAUUCCACUGUUAUUCCUCCUGAGAAUAUAUGAAUAAAUUGACAACUGGGUGCAAACAUUCCUUUGUCAACAGGGUGUGUCUCUAUAGUUAAGCCAGUACUCUGCUCUGCACUGAUGAGGGGGCAAUCACCCCCAAACAGCUGUCUGCAGAUGAGAUGCUGGCUUAUUUAAUAUCCGAGUCAUGUCUCAAGGCCUAUUUAAAAGAUGGACCA